Messenger RNA from Pecten maximus, 1808 nucleotides. Its product is annotated as caspase-7-like. Gene Ontology annotation, cellular component: cytoplasm. Gene Ontology annotation, biological process: proteolysis; apoptotic process. The transcript is spliced from 6 exons. Lineage: Eukaryota; Metazoa; Mollusca; Bivalvia; Pectinida; Pectinidae. The record is from RefSeq and is a predicted model, not a curated record. The coding region runs from base 350 to 1189 and encodes 279 amino acids.
GUAAGUCCGGAGCUUGUCUAAAUUCUAAACGCACGUAUCCUAGGAUAGGACAUAGAAGUCUUUGCAAAGGCUGGUCUGAAUUCAACAUAACUUACAAGGUCCGUCCUUUUUUGAAUAAGCGAACAACAACUCUUAACCAAUGCAACCGGGGGCCGCGAAAAAUGAAAACGUCUCCGAUCUAUAAUUAGAAGUUAAUAUCAUAUUAUUAAACCCGGAACUGAUUGACGAUAUCGAGGACAGCUUUAAUCUAUGAAAUUCCAAGAAGAGGUAGGCAGUACACGAAGUUGACGAACAAAUAUUUGGCACAACAGACGCAAGCCUAAGGAUUUAUCGUGACAGCCACAAGAAAAUGUCUGAAAAUAUGGAUGGAAGAGGUGAUUGCCCGCCUCAACAAACAAGAGAAGAAUUUGAUUCAAAGACCUACUCUGAAAAUGUAAAGUUUGUAGGCAGAGCACUGGUAGUAAACAACGAUCAAUUCAGAGGUUCAGGAAAUAAUCCCAGUCCAGAACGUAAAGGCUCUAUGAUAGAUUUUCGUGCAGUCAAAGCAUUGUUGAAGGAUUUGGGAUUUGCAGAAAGUCAUAUUGAAUCUCAUCAAAACUUGACAAAAGGUCAACUGAAAGAAAUAAUUGAGGAAGCUGCCGGUUACGAAUACAGAGAUUUUGGAUGUUUUGUUUGUGUGAUAAUGUCAUUUGGUGAGCCGGGGAUCAUUAUCUGUCCUGGAGAAGAAGGCAGCAAGAUGGACGAACGCUGUGAGAUCAAGGACAUACAGGCACCAUUCACUGGAGACAAAUGCCCAGAUUUAGCAACAAAACCAAAGAUUUAUUUCAUCAUGGGAAACAGUAACUAUCUGGAAAAACAUGGAAAGGACGGGCGUGAUGAGGAAAAGCCCUCAAUAAAGCUGGAAACAAGAAAAAUACCCCGAGAGUGUAACUUCAUCACUCAAUUCUCAGAAGGAACUGAUCAGGGAAACUGGGCAAGUGGCAACUUUUCCCCAUAUAUCUGGUCUGUUAUCGAGGCAUUCCAAACUCAUGUUAUCCAGCAAAAAGAGGACAUCGAUGUAUUAAAGCUUAUGACCAGGAUCAACGAAUUAACAGUUAAGAGAGAUGCAGGAAUUCCAUUAGUAACGUCCCUGCUGACCAAACGCUAUCAUUUCAGACCAAAGAAGACUCCAUCUGUUGUACAACAAUGAUAUUGUUGGGACUAGACAGUGCCUACAGGCCAAGACAAAAAUUGCUUGGAAUGAUUAAAUGAUACAAGAAAUUUGAAGUCUUAUACAUGUAUUUGAUUUGGAUGAAAUUACUGAAAAGCAGAUUUAUUUUUAAACUUACUUGAAAAAAAGUCAAAAAAAGUCAAAAAAAAAAAAGGGAGAGAGAAAAAAAAAUUAUUUACGGAAAAACAGGAUUUAGUAUCAUAUUGUUGUCAAUUUUAAUCUUAUAGCAUUACAAAGAAAUAUAGAUUUGUUUCAUAUUUUGGGUGUAGACAUCCAUGUAAAAAAAACUACAUUAGUUGAUUCUAAGGUUGCCUCUCAUAGUUCACUGUAAGUUAUAAUAAAUUGAAAAUUUCAGAUUUAUUUAAUUAAGUUUCUCACCUUAUAAAGGUGAUUAUAUACAUAUUAAAUUUCAGGUUGACUAUUAAAAUUAUUGAUGUUUAAAUAUAUUUGCUGUAACAACACAUUGUUGGCAACUCGAUACAGCCUUCAUUUACAAAAAAUUCAUCCAGAAUCUAUAAUUGUCAAGUGGCUCUGGAAAUUACGCAUGCUGGGAAUCUGAACUUGAACAUUUUGUGAAUAGCUCAGUUUCUCAAAAAAA